Molecule: messenger RNA, 1103 nt
Organism: Vicia villosa (hairy vetch)
Lineage: Eukaryota; Viridiplantae; Streptophyta; Magnoliopsida; Fabales; Fabaceae
Product: protein neprosin-like
Exons: 6
Coding region: 67-987 (306 amino acids)
Source: RefSeq, a predicted model, not a curated record
CAAUUUGGUUACAUUAUUGAUUGUAUUGAUAUUAAUAAGCAACCGGCCUUUGAUCAUCCAUUGCUAAUGAAUCAUAAGUUGCAGAAAAAACCCAGCUUUUUAAAUAGAAGAAAGAAUUCAUCAAAUUCUCUUGGAUUUCACAUAGACCAAUGUCCAAUAGGAACGAUUCCUAUUAGGAGAACAACAUCAGAUGAUUUAUUUCGAGGAAAAUUAUAUUUAGACAAUAUUUUAUCUAAAGAGAUUCCCGGUAAACAUGUUGCAGAAGUAACUCUUGUACCUGGAACUUAUUAUGGAGUUGGUGCCACAAGUAGUGUUUACAGUAUAAAAGUAGAAAAAGGUCAAUCAAGUGCAGCGGUGAUAUGGGUUAAAGGUGGAUCUUCAGACAACACAAAUUAUAUUGGUGUUGGAUGGCAUGUGGCUCCCGAAUUAUACAACGAUGAUGGAACUCAUUUCUAUGUAGUAUGGACGGCAGAUAAUUUUAAAAAGACCGGAUGUUACAAUUUACAAUGUCCGGGUUUUGUUCAAACUAGCAGUGAUUCACAACUUGGUGGACGAUUUGAUAAAACAUCUACCCAAAAUGGAGAGAUGAUCCAAAUUGAAAUAUCUAUUUAUCAGGAUCCUAAAACAAAAAAUUGGUGGAUAUACAACACAAAUAAGAUGUUGGGAUAUUUUCCAUCAUCUAUAGUCCCCAAUUUGGCCUCUGCUGUUGAAGUAGGGUGGACUGGUCAGACAAGAGCUCCUGUGAAUGCUCGUAGUCCUCCAAUGGGUUCUGGAUCAUAUCCUGAUAGAAAUAUUGUUCAUGCAAGUUAUUUUACACAUAUUUCAUAUCAAGAUGGAUCUAGAACGAACCAAGAACCUAGCAAGGAAUCGACAAGAAUAUUCUCCGAUGCACCUAAUUGCUAUCGUGCUGAAUACUAUGGAGAUGAAGGGAGUGAAUAUGGACAUGUUAUCCAAUUUGGAGGACCUGGGGGCGAUUGUGGUAAUUAAUUAUGUUACUAUAAUAUAUUAUGUUUUUAAAACUUAAAUAUAAAUAAAAUUGAAUGUUAGAGGUUGAACUAGAACCAACAAUUUAUAUCCAUAUAGGUUAAACUAGUUAUACUACC